This is a messenger RNA of Dendronephthya gigantea, 807 nucleotides long. Its product is annotated as centrosomal protein of 19 kDa-like. The record is from RefSeq and is a predicted model, not a curated record. Gene Ontology annotation, cellular component: centrosome; spindle pole; ciliary basal body. The coding region runs from base 90 to 560 and encodes 156 amino acids. Lineage: Eukaryota; Metazoa; Cnidaria; Anthozoa; Malacalcyonacea; Nephtheidae. The transcript is spliced from 4 exons. Gene Ontology annotation, biological process: microtubule anchoring at centrosome; trans-Golgi to periciliary membrane compartment transport.
ACAGACAAAGUGUGAAGGUGUGAAAGGAAGUUGUUGUAGUAUUAUAAAACUUUGAAGGAAAAUUGUUUGUUGGUUUAUAUGAUUUCUAAAUGUAUACCCCUCGUCAGUGUGGAGUUAAAUUUGAACCGCCUUCACUCGUUUUGUACUACGUAAUGAACGCAACAGGUAAAGUUCAUCGACGAUCGAUGCCCCUUCGAAAUUUUUCAGAGAAAAGCAAUUUGGAUGAGGCUGUGACAGAUUUAAAAUCUGGAAAACACAAGCGUUAUCUUGAGAAAAUCCCUGCAGAACAGAUUCAUAGAUUAUUAUCAAAGAUUCAAGAAAAUUUCCCACAUAAAAAGGAUAAGGAUGAAGUAGUUUCAAAUGCAGAUGGCGAAGACUUGAAUAAACUCAAUGACACUGAACUUAAUAAAAAGAAGGCUGAAAUGGACCAAGUAUUUGAGAAACAUCGUGUAAGGCCUGGAGAUGAGGGAUUUCAAUAUGAAGUGGAAGUCGACUUUGAGAAUGGAAAGAAUGUUUCAGGAUGGGAUUCAGACGAUGAUUAUUCUGAUCCAGAUUUUUAAGCAUGUCAGAUGAAAACAGUGUAAAGAACAGGAUAAUCAGAAAAUAUUAUGUACAUAUAUGGAGAGUACUAUGCAUGCUUUCCAAUCCGAUGACUAAUAUGUCCCCAAAACUGCUAUCAGGGUAAAAUGUUGAAUUUGUUUUAGAAUUUUGUAAUAAUCUCUCUUAUAACUACAAGAAUAUAUUUUGCUAUAAGCUUAUAUAAACUUUUAUAAUUUAUAGUAUGUUGUCUAUAAAUUUUGCAUUUGU